Myotis brandtii (Brandt's bat) is the source of this 741-nucleotide messenger RNA. RefSeq names its product SSU72 homolog, RNA polymerase II CTD phosphatase (gene SSU72). Gene Ontology annotation, cellular component: nucleus; mRNA cleavage and polyadenylation specificity factor complex. The annotation marks the transcript as partial. The record is from RefSeq and is a predicted model, not a curated record. Gene Ontology annotation, biological process: termination of RNA polymerase II transcription. Gene Ontology annotation, molecular function: RNA polymerase II CTD heptapeptide repeat phosphatase activity. The transcript has 4 exons. Lineage: Eukaryota; Metazoa; Chordata; Mammalia; Chiroptera; Vespertilionidae.
CCUAACCCAGCUGUGAUCUUUGUCUCCUUUGUGUCUUCCAGCAAACGGGGAUUCAGCGUCCGGUCCUUCGGAACAGGGACUCACGUGAAGCUCCCGGGGCCAGCACCCGACAAGCCCAACGUUUACGAUUUCAAAACGACAUAUGAUCAGAUGUACAACGAUCUCCUUAGGAAAGACAAGGAGCUCUACACGCAGAACGGCAUCUUGCACAUGUUGGACAGGAAUAAGCGGAUCAAGCCCCGGCCAGAGAGGUUCCAGAACUGCAAAGACCUGUUCGACCUGAUCCUCACCUGCGAGGAGAGAGUGUACGACCAGGUGGUGGAAGACCUGAAUUCCAGGGAGCAGGAGACCUGCCAGCCAGUGCACGUGAUCAACGUGGACAUCCAGGACAACCACGAGGAGGCCACGCUGGGGGCCUUCCUCAUCUGCGAGCUGUGCCAGUGCAUCCAGCACACGGAGGACAUGGAGAACGAGAUCGAGGAGCUGCUGCAGGAGUUCGAGGAGAAGAGCGGCCGCACCUUCCUGCACACCGUCUGCUUCUACUGAGCCAGCAGCCACCCCGCCCGACGGCCUCUGCGCUGCCUGUUGUUAAUACUUGUUCCUUCCCACCCCAGUUCUGACCCCGAGGGCUGCUGCCCAAGGAUGGCCUCUGCGCUGUACAUAGUUUGGCCCCACAACUGUCAAGUUCGGUGUCCCACCCUCGUUACUAGUGUGAAAUUAAAGUGUUUUUCUUUAAGCAAA